AUGUCACUCAAUAGGGGUACAUUUCCACCCCAUCAACAACCUUCGGGGGUUCUUGCCAUCCGGCCUUCGUCAGAAGAUCAUGAGAUUGUUUCAAUAGAAGUCGGUGAUCAGUUUCCUGACAGUGAACAUUUUAAGGAUGCACUUAGAAAUUUUGCUAUCAAACAUAAUUUUAACUUUACAUUCAUCAAGAAUGACAAGAAGAGAGUAACUGUCAAGUGCGCAGCUGAAAGUUGUGAAUGGUGUGUCCAUGCGUCCAUGGAAGCUUGGCUAGGGAAAGAGGUCGCCAAGGAUGUUCUCCAUGGGAGUGAGGUGGCGAGCUAUGAUUUAUUGAUGUGGUACGCGAAGAAGGUAUUAGUAACAAACCCUGGUAGCGUUGCUAUAGUAGAGAAUGAUGGUUCCCGUUUCAAACGUGUAUUUUUUGCCUUCAAAGCAUGUGUCAUUGGUUUCAAGACCGGAUGUAGGCCAUUGCUGUACCAGGAUGGAACUCACUUGCUCGGUAAGUACGGGGGCACUUUGUUAGGUGCAACGGGAAAAGAUGGGAACGAUGGUUUCUUUCAUGUGGCAUUUGCAAUCAUAAAUAAUGAAACGGAUGUGAAUGGGACGUGGUCCAAGGGCCUUAUCAAUGUUGUCGCGAAGGUAUUCCCUUCCUCACCGCAUGCAUAUUGUUUGCGCCACUUGGAAGCAAACUUCAUGAAAGCAAAUGUCAGACUUGGCAAGUCAUUGAAAGAACGGUGCUGGUCUAUAUUAUCGAGAAUUGCGUUUUCAUGUGCUGAAAAAGAAUUCGAUGACGCUGUUGUCGAUCUGUUAAACACAUCGGCGGAUGCACAUCAAUGGUUGAUGCAGAAAUCCGAUCUGACACACUGGGCAAACUACAUGUUCAAAGGUGAUAGAUGGGGGGAGAUGUACUCAAAUGUGGUGGAGUCAUUUAAUGCAUGGAUAAAAGAGGCACGCCAUCUCCCAGUCACAAACAUGGUAGACUCAAUAAGGUUUAAGCUGAUGGGCAUGUUGUGUCAUUGA
Messenger RNA from Dioscorea cayenensis subsp. rotundata (Guinea yam), 1017 nucleotides. RefSeq lists its product as uncharacterized. Lineage: Eukaryota; Viridiplantae; Streptophyta; Magnoliopsida; Dioscoreales; Dioscoreaceae. Bases 1 to 1017 code for a protein of 338 amino acids. The transcript is spliced from 4 exons. The record is from RefSeq and is a predicted model, not a curated record.